AUGCCGCACCCCAGAUACUCGUGUGACGAUGACGCGUGCUCCGCAGCGCCGCCGGCCUCGACCACCACCUUCGGCAUGAUCCUCUCGCUUACCCCCUUCAUCCUGACCUUCGCCCUGGUCUCCGCCGCCGUCUCCAAGAAGCUCCUCCCGCGCCUAUCCCGCGCCGCCGUGGCCCGCGACGGCGAGGACCACUUCCUCCCCGCCAGCGCCCCGCCGUCCCUGCAGCAGGUCCACUCCGAGCACGGCUCCAAGUCGCUGCGGAGGCGCCUGGCCGCCGCCACCGUCGCCGCCACCAUCGGGCUGGCCACGGUGCUGGGCGAGCUGAUCCUGGCCGAGAUCUCCGACGUCGUGAGCGCGCGAGCGCGGGAUGCGGCGCUCAGGCUAGUUGUGCCCACGCUGCUGCUGCUCCUCGUGGGCGUGAUCCCCUUCCUCGAGAUCCAGAGCGUCCUGGCUGGCUCCGGGCUGUGCAGCUUCCAGCGCAAUGCGAAGGGGAGAUUUCCCAGAUGGGCGUGGACCCUCCAAAGCGUUGGCUUUGGGCUGUGGUUGUUUGUAUUCUGGAGCAUUGGGAAGGCCGUCCCCGCGGGCCACAGCAGCGACGAGGGCAUAUACUCGAGGAGCGCAAGGGGCAGGGGCACUUUUGAUGCCACGGGUAUGUCCCUUGGCUUGAGGUGGACAGAGGGCGUGACACUACCCUGGACAGUGGACACCGUCGCGAGGGCGUGCCUGGAGCGUAUUGGUAUUAUUGGCAUAUCGCUCAUGGCACUGCUCUCGGGGUUUGCGAGUGUCUCGAGCCCGUACUCGAUGUUAGCGGACAGUACAACCAGGAGGAAGAAGCCGAUCACCGAUGCGGACAUCGCGAGGAAGCAGGCCGGCCUGGAGGCCACGGGAGAGCUAUUAGUGACGAAAAGACAUCGACUGCGGUCGCUACAGAGAAAGCAGGCCGCCACGACAGAUUCAAAUGCCAACGCGGGCUCUUCAGGGGUCAUGGGAAAGAUCGUUGGGUCACUGAAGGGCAUCGGGACCGGUGGUGACGCGGCAGAGAUCAAGGCUCUGCAGAUGGAGAUAUCCGGCCUUGAGACAAUGGAAUCAAACCUGUCCUCCGCCCUCUCAUCCCUCAGAAGCAAACAAGCCGCCCAAGCCCGCGCGGGUACCGCUUGGGGCCGGCUCCUCACCAUUCCGGCCUACAUAUUUAGCAUAUACUGUGUCUACCGGAUCAUGGCCACCUCUCUGACCUCGUUCCGCCGGCUAUACUACCCGGCCUCGGCGAGCUUCAGCUCCUCAGACCCCAUCAACCGCUUCCUCGGCCUGCUGGCGAAGCAUUGGGACCCGAAGCUGGACCAGAUAGCCUGGGCGCGGCAGAUCUCCUUCCUCCUGUCCGGCGUUAUCCUCAUCGCGAGCGCCAACGCCGUCGUCCAGACGUUCCACAUCUUCGCCAAGUGGGCCCCAGGGCUGCUCCACCAGGCGCAGGCGAACCUGGCGCUGCUCAUAGGGCAGACCAGCGCGACCUACGUCAUCAGCGCCGGCCUGCUGCUCAGGAGCAACCUGCCCAAGGACAUGGGCAGCGCCGUGGGGCACGCGCUGGAGAGCGCCCUCGAGCCGACCUUUGUCGACCGGUGGUUCGAGGCCUGGUUCCUGCUCUCGAGCCUGGCCACCGCCGUCGGCAUCUGGGUCGGCAGGCGGAUACACGGGGUGGGCGGGCUCGGCGGGGAAUGGGACGAGUGGGACGAGUUUGCGGGCGAGGAGAUGGCGCAGAAGAGGUCGUGA
This is a messenger RNA of Diaporthe amygdali, 1764 nucleotides long. RefSeq lists its product as uncharacterized. The transcript has a single exon. Gene Ontology annotation, cellular component: membrane. Bases 1 to 1764 code for a protein of 587 amino acids. The record is from RefSeq and is a predicted model, not a curated record. NCBI's taxonomy places the organism in Eukaryota, Fungi, Ascomycota, Sordariomycetes, Diaporthales, Diaporthaceae.